CGAAGUUUGGAAUGCUGGAUUAUUCAAUUACGUAGAGAUAUUGAACAGGUUACUAAAUACAAGCAUAUCUACGCUAACAAUAAACCGGAUAUAAUACUGGGUAUACAACUUCCACUAAGUUUACAAAAUGUCUAUUCAGGCACCGAGGAAAGCCAUUGCGUGCGUGCUCUAUGCGACUGCCCUAUGCGCUGCACAGACUAUCUCUAGUUUUGAUAUCGGGCUGCGUACUCUAAUUAUAUCCAGUGAUUCCCAGCUGCAAGUAUUGCCUGAAGAGAUCAUCAAAAGCUACGGAGCUGCCUACGACAUUGUUACACUCGAUGCACAAGGUGGUCUGGCAUUAGAUUUGAUAGACCCGGCAACCUCGAACCCCAGGUACAACUCAAUUGUCCAGACGUCUGCCACACUUGGGUACUUCAACAAUGGUGCUUGGGUAGGGAAUGCACUGGGUGCCAAUAAGGCAGUCCUCGAUGACUACUGCGCCAAGUAUGGUGUAAGACGUGUUAUGCUUAACAGCGCACCGUAUGAUGUUGCAGAUAGUGCAAUCACUGAGCUAGUGGGUAGAGAAAGCACUGCCGAAACCAGUGUCUCGAUCACCGCCGAAGCAGUGACGGCCCAACUACCGAAUGUCGUGAAACCUGGGGUGGUUAUUAAGGUCGGGAAUGAGCACGAAUUUUCAGGCAAUACGUACUGGCUGAAUCCAACCUACGUGAAUCAGUCACUCAAUUGGGACAACCAUAUAACAACAUUCCUAGAGAUGAAGUUCUUGGUUACAGCCAACGAUGCGACGCAAAUUCCUGAGAUCGCUGGCAGCAUCGGGACUGCAAUCGGCGGUAUAGUCCACAAAAAUGUGGCAGCGAAUAAUACAGAAAGUAUGUAUUUCUUUUGCACGGCUAACAGUUUUGGGCUUCAUGGACCUACACUGGCUCACGCUUGGUUCCCUUGGGUCACCAGAGGUUUGUUCAUUGGUCAGCGCAAAGUCCUUCUGGACGCACAAAUCGACGACUUCUACCUGGACACGCCCCAAUAUAACACCACACUUGAUCGACAAGCCACCGAUGGCGAGUAUGACCCACCAUUUGGCUACCGUAUCACGGCCAACGAUCUGAGUUUCCAUGUGAAUGAGCAAAACAGUAUCAACGCUGCUAGUGCCCCUGGGUCUAACUUCAAGAUACAGAUAGCAUUCAAUGGCAAGGGUUACGGCGAGUUUGCGAACUACCAAACCAGUGGAGGAAAUUAUCUUCCCGAUGUGAAUCCGCAAUCGAUUCUGCAGUUCAACGAGUUCUACUGGCUCACUCAUACCUGGAAUCAUAUUGACAUGUAUUGCAUCGAGUCUAAAUGUCUGCCUGCAUCCACAUAUAUCGACCCGAACGUAGCGGCUUGCAACGAUUGGGCUACCGGGGCUUGCAACUACAACGAGCCUAUCUACCCCGCAUCUGGCUUCACCCCAUAUGAAUAUAACUACUACGAACUGACGAAGAACAUCAACUUUGCAUCGACCGUACUGAAUGUCGCUGCUUACCCCAACAGAUGGUCUGGCAACUCAAUAGUUACUCCUAGAAUAUCAGGACUGAAUUACACAGAGUCCAUAAGGGCCAUGCUUCAAGCCGGUCUCCGAUAUGCCACAGGCGAUAACUCGCGUACCGACCUCGAGCCAGAGAAUUCAUGGCACCCAUUUAAUCCCCAGGUUAAGGUAGGACCAGGCGGCGAACUACUAUCGGCUGCAGAAGUUACUGCCUUUGAGAAUCAGAUGCAAGCAGCAUAUCAAGCGCAAUCCAUUCUCGUUAUCCCAAGAUUCGCGACCCGUGUGUACUUCGAUGUGGCCACCAAGCUUCAAUUACAGAUGGAACACAAUUCUUUCUAUGGCCCAACCUGUUAUGGGUACCAACAAACCGAAAUCCCAGUUGCUGGUGGCUUCAAGUGCAAUGUCAACACAUUCAAAUACCCACGUGAUCUGACCACUGAUGAAGUCUUUGCCGUGGAAGGGUUUGAAACGGCCCGAAAUCUUUUGCUAAUGCGAGCUGACCCCUACAUGUUUCACCAGGUAGGCGUCCAGCUCAAGUUUCCCAUGGCUGCUAAUAUUUGAUGUUGUUAUUUACAUGUUACGUUGCCUCUUUCGUUCCGCUAAUAUUUAACCGCACAUACACGGAUAAAUGCAAUAUUGAUGUACAUACAUUGGCUUUGUUCUAUAGCACAACAUGUGUACUGUACG
Molecule: messenger RNA, 2209 nt
Organism: Sphaeroforma arctica JP610
Lineage: Eukaryota; Ichthyosporea; Ichthyophonida
Exons: 3
Coding region: 128-2083 (651 amino acids)
Source: RefSeq, a predicted model, not a curated record